Molecule: messenger RNA, 2784 nt
Organism: Fraxinus pennsylvanica
Lineage: Eukaryota; Viridiplantae; Streptophyta; Magnoliopsida; Lamiales; Oleaceae
Source: the annotation of a GenBank genome assembly
AUGGCUGAGCCUGUAGUCUCCAUUACACUUGAAACCAUUCGUAAUCUACUUGUUGAAGAAGUUAAAUUCUACUGUGGAGUGAGAUCCCAAGUCGAGCAAAUCCAGCAACAGCUUCAACUGAUGAGGUCUUUCUUGAAAGAUGCAGAUGCAAAUCAAGAUGCAGAUGAACGUCUCAGCAAUUGGGUUGCAGAAGUUCGAGAAGCAGCUUAUGAUAUAGAGGAUAAUAUCCUUGUAUUUGUUGCUGCCAAAAUUGCAGCCGGAAGGUGCAGAAAUUCGAGAAACUUGUUCAAAAAAAUAGGUUGUUUUUUAAGAGAAGUUAUUACAACUUUCAAGGUGGGUCAUCAGAUUUCAGAUAUUAAGAACAAGAUAACUAGUCUCACUAUGAGUUUACAGACUUUUGGAAUAAAACCCAUAAAUAAUCAAGGAGAAAAUCCGGGUUUUGGUGAUGCAAGAACUCGGGAUCUGACGCGGUCUUAUUCCCAUGUUGUUGAGGAAGAUUUUGUGGGAUUACAGGGAGAUGUUGAAAUGCUGGUUGCACAUUUGAUUGACGAACAAAAGGAUAGGGUUAUUUCAAUUUAUGGAAUGGGGGGUUUGGGGAAGACAACAAUUGCUAGAAAAGUGUAUAGCAAUAGAGAUGUAAGGCGUCAUUUCGAUGGAUUUGCUUGGACUUGUGUAUCCCGGCAAUGGGACAAAAAGGAUAUUUUACAAGGGAUUUUGAUAAAAUUGAUUCCUGAGAAAAGGGAUGAGAUUUUGGAUAUGAGGGAUGAGGAGUUGGUUAAGGGAUUGCAUGAUGUGCAGCUGAAGAAGAGGUGUCUGGUUGUUCUUGAUGAUAUUUGGUCGAUUCAAGCUUGGGAUAGCCUUAAACCAGCUUUUCCGAAUACGAGGAAUGGUGCAGGAAGCAAAAUAUUGCUCACAACUCGGAAUAGAGAAGUUGCUUCUCAUGUGUAUCCGAGUGGAUUUCGUUAUGAACCCAGGUGUUUAAGCAUCGAGGAGAGUUUGGAAUUGCUGAGGAAGAAGGCAUUUCCCAGAAGACAAGAUAUUCCCGAAUAUGCGAUUGAACCGGAGAUGGAGACAUUAGGAAAGGAGAUGGUUGCACGGUGUUGUGGUUUGCCAUUAGCCAUUUUGGUGCUUGGUGGACUUCUUGUAACAAAACACAGCGUUAGAGAUUGGCAAACGGUACACGAGAACAUCAAUUGGUAUUUGACUCGGGGCAGAGGUCAUGGACAACAGCAAGCAGUAAAUGAUGUUUUUGCAUUCAGUUAUCAUGACCUUCCGUAUCAGUUCAAGCAGUGCUUUCUUUCUCUGGCCAAUUUUCCCGAGGAUUUUGAGAUAGAAGCCGAGAAAUUGUACCAAUUCUGGCUAGCCGAAGGCAUCAUAUCACAGGAAGAACGAGCUGAAGAAGAAACAAUGAUGGAUGUAGCCGAACGCUACUUGGCUGAACUGGCACAAAGGUGCAUGGUCCAAGUCAACGUAAAAGAAACAGCUGGUGGUUUCAAAAACUGUCGUCUUCACGAUCUUAUGAGGGAUCUUUGUUUAUCUAAAGCUAAAGACGAAAACUUCACCAAAGCCGUUGAUUUUAGACGUGAUAAGAGACCGAUGGAUUCAUUAUCAUUGAGCUGUAGAAUUCGAAGAAUUUCCAUUUAUUUGGAUUCCAAUGUUACGCAGGAUGCUGUUACUUGUAGUGAAAAUCGUCACAUCAGGUCGGCUUUCUUUUACGCUAAUGAUUGUAAGGAAGAUGUUUUGCAACAAAUGAGAUUCCAUCUCAGUAGCUUCAAAUUGCUCAGAGUUUUAUUUCUUCAAGGAUUUCAAUCUGCCGAUGAGUUGCCUAAAUCAAUUGGAGGCUUGAUCCACCUGAAGUGCCUGAGUUUGAGCUAUUCUCAAUUCAAGAAGUUGCCAGCAUCAUUAAGUAAAUUGGUGUUCUUGCAAACACUCGAUUUGGAAGUAGAUAAUUCAUUGCAAAUCCCAAAUAUCAUCUGGAAAAUGGAAAGAUUACGACAUCUAUAUCUUCCUAAAAGCUUUCACACUGAAGAUGGUUCGAAAUUAAGGCUGGACGGGUUAAGUGAGCUAGAGACUUUAGUGAACUUCAAUACAAGCUUAUGCGAUGUGAAAGAUCUCGACACACUGACUAAUCUUCGGAAACUAAGAGCGUCAAUAAAGGAUAAACUUGAUGACCUGCCAAACAUCCUCAAAUACAUAAGCUUCACGCAGAAUCAUCUUAGAAGGUCGUCCCUUUACAUUUCUUGUCCACAGUUCUGCUCAGAUGCCGAGUUAAGUCUUUUGAGGACAUUACUUGGGUGUCAUCGUCUUUACAAGUUAUCCAUUGAGGGGCGUAUUGGUAAGUUACCGGAAUUUUACCACUUCUCAUCAAGCAUCGCUAACAUAGCCUUCAAGGCAUCUUUGCUCGAGGAAGAUCCCAUGGCAACACUAGAAAAGCUACCAAAAUUAAGUAGCUUAACAUUAUACAACUCGACUUUUGUGGGAGAAGAAAUGGCAUGCUCGGUUAAGGGGUUCCCGAGACUUUUGUAUCUGAAACUGUGGGGUUUGUCGAACUUGAAGAGUUGGAGGAUUGAUGCAGGAGCCAUGCCAAAACUCUCUCGUCUAGUAGUUGCUCGUUGUGAAAAUUUGGAAAUGCUCCCUGAUGGGCUUAAAUUCAUUACUACACUGCAAAAACUGAAUAUUCGGUGGAUGUCCGACGAUUUUAAGGAUCGACUUAGAGCAGUUGAUGGUGAUGAAGGUGACGAUCUUUACAAAGUUCGACAUGUACCUGAUAUCAAACUUGAUUGA